GGUUGACCUGGACUACGGGGCGAACGCUGAGAUGAGGUACUUUAUCAAGGGUGCCAUACAGAAGACGCUCAGCGAAGGGCUGGAGACGAUCGGCGAGGUGCCCUUUCUGCUGGACGAGAAGACGGGCGUGGUGACGCUCAACUUCGACCCCCAGCGUGGCAUGAAGGGCUACUUCGACUUCGUGGUGCACGUGCGGGACCGGUCGGAGGAGGGGGACGAGGCGCGCGUCUUCAUCUACCUGCUGCGCCAGGACCAGCGGGUCAAGUUUGUGCUGCGCAUGCAGCCGCAAGAGGCGCGCCGUCGCAUCGACCACCUCAGAGACAUCCUGGAGGUGGACAGGGCGCUGUCGCUGCUGGACCAGAAUGUGGAGACGCUUCGAUCCGCUAUUCAAGGAGUUUAA
Molecule: messenger RNA, 400 nt
Organism: Pollicipes pollicipes
Lineage: Eukaryota; Metazoa; Arthropoda; Thecostraca; Pollicipedomorpha; Pollicipedidae
Exons: 5
Coding region: 32-400 (122 amino acids)
Source: RefSeq, a predicted model, not a curated record